Arachis stenosperma is the source of this 1495-nucleotide messenger RNA. Its product is annotated as ABC transporter I family member 1. Gene Ontology annotation, biological process: cytochrome complex assembly. Gene Ontology annotation, molecular function: ATP hydrolysis activity; transmembrane transporter activity; ATP binding. The coding region runs from base 653 to 1342 and encodes 229 amino acids. The record is from RefSeq and is a predicted model, not a curated record. NCBI's taxonomy places the organism in Eukaryota, Viridiplantae, Streptophyta, Magnoliopsida, Fabales, Fabaceae. The transcript has 3 exons.
AACCCAUCUCCUCUCCUUUCUUCUCUGAAAGUGAACGAACCAUAGAAGCCACUGCAGCCCCCAAUCGGCGCAGCCACCACGGCCCGCAUUCACCGCAUCUCGCAGCCACCGCAGCCCCACAGCCCCCACAGCGUCGUUGUCAGCGCCGAGCUCGCCUUCUUUGUGUUUGCCGGUGUCGCGUCCUCUGUCGUCGCCGUUGCUCGCCUUCCUCCUCGCCGUCGUGUGGAAGCUCUGUGGCCGUCGCAGGAGUUGUGUUGCCGUUGUAGGAAGCUCCGCCGCCGUCCUAGGAAGCUGCGUAGUCGUCGUAGGAAGCUCCCUCGCCGUCGUGUAGAAGCUCUGUGGCCGUCGCCGUCUCCUCUGUUCGAGCGCUCUCUCCGUGUUUGCCAGUGUCGCCGUCUCCUCUGUCAGUCGUGGUCACUCCCCUCCCUCCUCGCCGCCGGUAAGCAUGAGGAUAGACGACUAAGAUGGCUUUUCAGCAAUUUUUGAGGAGAAAACUCCAAUCUCACUUUCAUAAAAAUAAUGCAAUGGUUUCAGCACUCGCAAUACAUUCAUCUCUUUCACAAACUCAACACUGACUUAUUCUGAGGGGAACCAAAGGAAAGGACUAGAAAGAAAGCCUUAAUCUGCAAAUUGGCAUUGAUUUUUCACUUAAAUGUGUAUUAGAAAACCCCCAUUCCCUCGUCUCCUCCUUAACAAUGUCUCUUGCAUGAGAAAUGCUCAGCAAGUUCUCCGUCAUGUCAAUGUCUCUCUCCAUGACGGAAGUGCGCUCGUCCUAACUGGUGCAAAUGGCUCUGGCAAGACCACCUUCCUCCGCAUGCUAGCUGGAUUUUCCCGUCCCUCAGCUGGUGAAAUUCUUUGGAAUGGACACAACAUACAAGAUUCUGGAAUCUUCCACCAGUACAAGCUCCAGCUCAACUGGCUCUCCCUCAAGGAUGCGAUCACUGAUCGGUUCACAGUUCUCGAAAAUGUUCAGUGGUUUGAGGUUCUUGAAGGAAAGUCUGGCAGGGCUUUACCUGCGCUUGAGUUGAUGGGGCUGGGCAGAUUGGCCAAGGAGAAGCCAAGGAUGCUAUCCAUGGGGCAGCGGAAAAGAGUGCAACUUGCAAGGUUGAUUGCUCUCGAUCGACCCAUAUGGUUGCUUGAUGAGCCUUCCGUUGCGUUGGAUGAUGAAGGGGUGAAGUUACUUGAGUACAUCAUUUCGGAACAUCGGAAAAAUGGAGGGAUUGUGAUUGUGGCUACUCAUUUACCUAUUGAAACACAUGAUUCCAUGGUGUUGCGGCUCCCACCCAGGUUUCCAAGGAGGAUGACUUUCUUUGAUAUGCUUGAUCGUUCCGAUAUUAUGUAAUUGGAUUAAAGUUCUGGAAUUAGUUAUUUACAAUGUAAUUUGUGACAAUGGAGUCAGAAAAGUUAGUUGUUUUAUUGUAUCCUUUCUGAAAGGGAACAUUUUAUGAUAAAUGCUAAUGAUAAUAAUAUUUUGUAGGCACAUUUAGCCUUCAGG